Molecule: messenger RNA, 759 nt
Organism: Tetrahymena thermophila SB210
Lineage: Eukaryota; Ciliophora; Oligohymenophorea; Hymenostomatida; Tetrahymenidae
Product: transmembrane protein, putative
Exons: 1
Source: RefSeq, a predicted model, not a curated record
AUGAGCUUAAACAAUUUAAAUUUAUUUGUUAUUUAUGAUUAUUUUUUUAUGGAGAAAUUAAUCUAGAAUCAAGAUCUAGACGAGAUUUUUUGCUAUCUGAGUUAAUAUUUUGAUUAAUUGAAUUAUUUAUUGAAUAUAAUGAGGGUAAGCUUUUGUUUCUCAUAUUAAUAUAAGUUGAAACAUCUUGGCUGUUAAUUUUAUCGUUUAAGUGCUACUUUAAAUCCUUUACAAUUUAAUGAGUAUUAUUAUAUUUUUAUAAAUAUUAAUUAAUAUAAAUUGAUUGGGUUGAUUGACAUUCCUACAACUAAAUGUCUGUGCUACUUUUUUAAACGUUUCUAAAGCUAUUUUACUUAUUCUUUUUUGUUGUGUGUUUAUUAUCAAAAAUCUAGGAAGUAUCUUACUCAAAUUUAAUAUCAAAAUUAAGAAGAGAUGGUAAAAAUGAGCUAAAUGUACCCAUUUAAUUAGGUUCUUCUAAAUUAUUCAUAGAUUUAGAUCUGCUUUCAAUAUUUUUGUUCAUCUAAAAGCCAUUUUACUUUAUUUAUAAAUCUCUAUAACUUUAUAAACCUUUGUAGAGUUACUCAGAAUUAUUCUACUACUUUUCUGGGCUGUUUUAAAUUUAUUCAUUUUAAUUAUUUUACUCUCUCUAGCUACUCAGUAAAAUUUUUGGUAAUUCUAAAAAUUAUUGCUUGCCGUUACUUGUAUUUCUAUUGGUAAUUUAGUUAUAAUUAAUUUACCUAAUAGACCCAGAUUCUUGUAUGA